Messenger RNA from Chroicocephalus ridibundus (black-headed gull), 1931 nucleotides. It is a transcript of the gene TSPO2, whose product is annotated as translocator protein 2. NCBI's taxonomy places the organism in Eukaryota, Metazoa, Chordata, Aves, Charadriiformes, Laridae. Bases 186 to 680 code for a protein of 164 amino acids. The record is from RefSeq and is a predicted model, not a curated record. Gene Ontology annotation, cellular component: mitochondrial outer membrane. The transcript has 4 exons.
GCACACCCACCCACACACCCUUUUUUUCUGCUAUUUAGGUAAAACUCAGCCAACCACUUCUUCAUUGUAGAGCAGCACCGGCCUCAGAGAGAGAAGCUGGCCUUGGAUGUCCAGCCCUUUUUCUUUGCAAGGGAGAGAAAGGCAGGAAGAGACGGCAAGAGGCUACUUCAAGCCACCAAGGAAGGAUGUGGGCUUAUACCGUUGGUUUUACUGUCCUGCCUCAUGUGGGAGGUUUCCUUGGCUGGUUCAUGAAUCGCAAAGAAAUACCUGUUUGGUAUGAGAAGCUGAAAAAACCUUCAUGGUGUCCCUCCCGCAAAAUAUUCCCUGUUGCUUGGACUGUCCUGUACACUGGCAUGGGCUACGCCUCCUACCUGAUAUGGAACGACCUGGGUGGCUGCAGCGGCAAAGCCGUCGUCCCGCUCGGCCUCUACGGGGCUCAGCUGGCCUUAAACUGGGCUUGGUCUCCCUUCUUCUUCGGGGCCCGUAACUUGAAGCUGGCGCUGAUUGACAUCCUGUGCUUGGACGGCCUGGCGAUAGGCACCGUGUGCUCCUGGUACCGCAUUAACAAGGUGGCAGCGCUGCUGCUGGUGCCCUACCUGGGCUGGUUGGCCAUGGCUACUUGUCUCACCAUCCGCAUCUGGAAGGACAACCCUGAGCAAAAACCAGGAAAGAGCGAAUAAGAGCAGGACGGCAAUGAAGGCAUUUUGUGAAACUAAGCUAUGCUGAUGUGAACCAAGAUCUCAUAAUUUGGGGGUAUCGUUUUUGGGACAGGCGUGAGAACACGCCUCCUCCUCCUCCCACCUUCAUCAUGGUCGUGUAAAAGAAAGGUUUGCCCCGUGCUCCUGUGCGGUCCUUUAAAGUAACUGUGCAUCCUUAACCUGGGAACUAUUUUCUCCGGCACUGUUGAGGUUUGGGGGCUACAGCUGUACGGUGACCUUAACGUUAUUAGGUCAAAUUCCAAUAGGCAAAUUAGGAUCUCGUGAUACCAGGCUGCUUCAGAGUAGCAAUCCUGGAUGCCUCUAGAGCUGCUACCAUUCCCCCAGAGAGCAGAACUUGUUCACACACGUGGUAAAUCCCAUCUCCUCGUCUGGGACCAAACAAAAAUGCCCUUCACUCGUGCACACCAAUUUUUAAGAACAUACUUGAUUUUUUUGCUAUCUGUGCUCUUGCUUCAUUUUCAUGUAUCACCUGGUUUGUGCUUUGUACCAUUAACUUUUUAUCUGCCAGCUACUGAGCAAGCAGUAAUCUGUCUUGUUCUGCUAGUGAAAGGAGACCGGGCACUUCGACUUCUAUUUGUGGAGUAUCACACUUCUUGAGUUUCAUGCUCCAAGAUAAAGCAGCAAUGAUUAGAAUGCAAAUGCUUCUCCCAAGAGGAAAUUUCUCUCUUCCGCCUCCGCCUGCUAUUCCCCAUCAGUGAAAAACUAUCAUCAGUGCCUUUGAAGAAAAUACUUAAAAUGUUUUUUGGUUUUUUGGGUUUUUUUUUGUUUUAAGUACAGAAACACAAGAGCCUUUGUAAAAUUUAAGAAUGGCUCGCGCUGCCUUGAAGGUUGUAACUCCAUGAUUGGCAAAACCCGCCAUGCCAACUCUGUCAGGUGCAGCUUAGGUAUCUCAUCCCGGAGCCUUUCCAUUCCGGAACAGCACUGAUCAGGACAGGUUAAAACACAAGUAGUUCUAGAGAAAUGGGACCAAGCCAUGGCUGAAUCGGACACCAAAUGUGCAUAGACUAACCCUUGUCCAUCGUUCAUCCUGUCUUUGUCUUUGAUAAAUCUGAACCUUAGAUUUUGGUGUCUACAGAGAAUAUUUACGAUUAUUUUUUAAUUGAUAGAAGCAAUGUACGUGAAGAAAAGUGGUAGGUGGAUCUUCUUCCUGGCAGCUGACUGUAGAUCAAGGUGCGUGGGUACACAUGCAAAGGGUGGGGGGAGGAGGGCUUA